This is a messenger RNA of Choloepus didactylus (southern two-toed sloth), 3418 nucleotides long. RefSeq names its product TSPY like 1 (gene TSPYL1). Gene Ontology annotation, cellular component: nucleus; chromatin. The coding region runs from base 84 to 1391 and encodes 435 amino acids. Lineage: Eukaryota; Metazoa; Chordata; Mammalia; Pilosa; Megalonychidae. Gene Ontology annotation, biological process: nucleosome assembly. Gene Ontology annotation, molecular function: chromatin binding; histone binding. The transcript has a single exon. The record is from RefSeq and is a predicted model, not a curated record.
GUGGCGCGAGCCGGUGUUUUGUGCCUAGCGGCUUAUGUGAAGAAGGUAGAUGCUUGGAUAACGCUGGUCUGGUUGCUAUCGACAUGAGCAGGCUGGACCGGGGCGAGGGGGCCGCUCCCCCUGAAAAACACAGCCUAACCACGGCGGAUGACCCCGACCCGCACCAGUGCCAGAAGUUCCUAGAGGAAACCGAGACGACACAGGUGAUGGCGGAGACGGGUGAGGGUAGCUUGGAGACGGACGCGCUCCCAUCGCCCCUGCUUCCAGAGGAGGAGGGCUUAUCUCGGGAUCCCGCGGGCUGGGUCCCUACUCCCCAGAUCCGACUCCAGGGGGGUUGCGGUCUCACAGCGACCGAAGCGGGGCGGGAAGAGGCUCCGCCUCCCCCGGAGGGCCUGGAAGCAGCUUCUGCUUCUGUGGCAACUGACAGCAGCCUGAAAAAUGGCUUUCAGGAUGGAGAGCUGCGCGGCCCUGGUGGGGAGAAGGCCCUAGAAACCUGUGGCGAAGAGCGGUCGGGGUCUGAGGAGAUGACUGGGGCCGAGGCCCAGGAAAUUAGGAAGGAAAAGUGCGCCAUCUUCGCAGUCGAAGUGGAUGAGGAGGAGAGGGCUGAGGUGGUGAAGUUGGAGGAGGGAGGCUCGGAGGAGAUGGAGAUGGAGAUGGGGGCGAAACCAGCAGAUGAAGAAAUGGAAGUGGUGGAGGAAAAUAGAGUGGUAGAGGAGGUGAAGGAGGAGGCAGGACCCCAGCCCCUGAAUCUGGAUCUCCGCAUGAACCCCUUGGAGGCCAUCCAGCAGGAACUGGACACUGUGAAUGCUCAGGCUGACAGGGCCUUUCUCCAGCUGGAGCACAAGUUUGGGCGAAUGCGUCGACACUACCUGGAGCGGAGGAACUACAUCAUUCAGAAUAUCCCAGGCUUCUGGGUCACUGCCUUUCGGAACCACCCCCAGCUGUCUCCCAUGAUUCGGGGCCAAGAUGCAGAGAUGUUAAGGUACAUCACCAAUUUGGAGGUGAAGGAGCUCAGACACCCGAGGAUGGGCUGCAAGUUCAAGUUCUUCUUUCGAAGAAACCCCUACUUCAGAAACAAGCUGAUUGUCAAGGAGUAUGAGGUCAGGUCCUCUGGCCAAGUGGUAUCUCUUUCCACACAGAUUAUAUGGCGCAGGGGCCAUGAACCCCAGUCCUUCAUUCGCAGGGACCAAGACAUGAUCUGCAGCUUCUUCACCUGGUUUUCAGACCACAGCCUUCCAGAGUCUGACAGGAUUGCUGAGAUUAUCAAAGAGGACCUGUGGCCAAAUCCACUGCAAUACUACCUGUUGCGUGAAGGGGCCCGAAGAGCUAGACGUCGUCCAGUAAGGGAGCCAGUGGAGAUUCCCAGGCCCUUUGGGUUCCAGUCUGGUUAAUCCUUGCCUUGAGAAUACUCCUGCACAAAGUCCCCUACCAUCUCCUGCUGGACCUGUGCUUGAUCAACAGCAACUUUUUUUGUGUUGACUUUUCUGAACCCUCCCUCCUCUGGACAUUCAGUCCCCUCAACCUCAAGAUUGAAACCUUGGUGGCCACGCUCUUCCCCUUCUACAUGGCCUUCCUGCUGUUUUCCCUUAACAUCACAUGCUGUAUGGCCCUAGUUCAUACCACAUCGAAGCCAGAAAGAUGAUGCUGUAGAUUUCAUUGCCUUUGUCUACACUGCUUGGAUCCUGUUUGUUCUCAGGGCCUCUGGUAUGGCUUCUACCACCUGAAUUUCUAGCUUUAGCUAAAGCUUGUUUUACCUGCCCUGUUUUCCAUUUUGUAGUACAAACAGAUAGCCUGUGGACAAUUGCUGGGCAUUAUUGAUAUCAAUAGAGAGCAUACAUGGGCUGCCUUAGGUCUGGGUUCUACAACUCUAUUGCUCUUCCUGCUGCUCUGGUUGCCUAUUGCUGCCUAGGACACCACUACCCCCUUGGCUGCUGCCUUCUGGAUGAACAUCUCUGGGACUGUUGUCAGCUGCAGUGUCUAGUUUCUGGUAAACAAGGAUCUCCAGAACUGGUGGUGGACCGAUGUUUUCUGUCAGCACACACAACAUUCUUCCAGUUCUCCCCCUAAAGACGUCUUUAUUCCUCACUUCUCCACCCCUGGAAACCAUACUAACAGGCAAGUGGUUGUGGUGACAAGCGAGACCCUGUCCUUGUGGCAAGAGUAAGGAUGGUGUCCUUUUCAAGUACCAGGAAAGGUACUCAACCAGUGAAUUCACACAAAACCUAGGUAUCUUUGCCUCCCAACUUUACCCUGAACAUUAGUGCCAGGGUGGUAGUUCUCUCAUUUCCAUCCCACCCAACCCCCUACUUUAUUUCUUUCUCCCCUGCUUACCUCCAUCUCUCUUUCAAAUAAAGUUAUUGCUGUGGAUCAUCUGCAAAAGCAGGCUUUUUAGUUUAAUUUGGUUCUCUUUAUCAUUCCCAGAGGCAGGCAGGCAGUCUAUUUAAAACUGACAGAACUCUUGUCCUGCUCUCUUUCCAACCCUCUAGCCCUAGAAAUACCCAGAAGGUUUAAGGGAAGAUAGAUCAAGAUGGAUUGAUAGGUAAUUUCUCCAGCUCUAGCAACAUCUAGAAGAUCCAAGAGAAGAUCUAGAUGGAAUGAAAGGUAAUUUCUAAUUCAGUCUGAAUGAAAGAACUAGAGAGAUUGUGGUGGGUGCCCUAAGCAGGGAAAACUGAACAGAAAGCCAGAGACCAAAGUGAGCUAGGUGGAAAUUGGGUCUAGAAGUAGGACUGUACUGAGAGCUUACAAGGAAGGGAUACUUCCUUAGUCAAUGUUGGUGGGAGGAGAAAUACUUUUCUCAGGACUGAGAAGGGAGAAUUGAAGGGGUUGAAAUAUUACAUGUGUUGCCUAGAGAAGGGUUCUUUAAGGAAACAUGAACAAUGCAACUUUGGGUGUUUUUCUCUUGUUUUCAUGUGAAUUUGUUUAUGUGGAAGAUGAAAGGUGUGUUCUUUACUUCACUAGCAUUUAGUAAAAUCCUAUUACUUUCUCUGUUUCUGCUUACUGGAAAUGUAAAGCUGUACAGGCUUUCUUUUGCUUUCAGUUGGGAACAUAUCGAAGCUUACCAGUCUUACUUUCCUGUACAAUAUUAGACUUCUGUGAGUAUUUCUAAUAGUUUUCAGCUUGUUCUUGUUUUUGUCCACACUGUUUCUUUAGAUAUAUAAUUUGGAUAACUUGGUCUUAUCAGACUCUGAAAACUUUGAAAAUUAUUGUCUUCUGGAAAAAUAACCUGCAAAAAAAUUUGUGGCUCUUAAUGUCUUACUCAAUAAUUUGCUCUGGUAACAACUUAGUAAUUGAUGUGUCUCUUUUUUUCUAAGUAGUAUAAAAACUGGUGAGAUUGCUUUGUCAUAUUAGAAAUAUACCAUUUGCAUAUUUGUCUUCUGUUACAUGCAUGAUGAUAAAAUAAAAGUACAUCACUUGGCUA